GAUAAAACCAAUGACUCAGGCACUUGCUUCGCUCACAAACCAGCCUUUAUUUCAGUGCUUUUAACCCAACACACUGUGAGUCGCUGACCCCAUCAAUCAUCCACACCACCCCGCCCCACAGUUUUUAUCCGUCUCUCCUUCUUCUUCCUCUCUCACCAGCACCAGGUACUACUACACAUAUACUUGUUGUACUAUUAAUAAUAAUGGAGUACUGCAUGGAAGCAAGGGCCUUGAAAUCGAGUCUGCGCAGAGAACUGGCCGUGAAGUCGACCCAGCAUGUUCUGUUGGAGGAACUUUGGUGUGCUACUGGAAUUUCUGGUGUGCCCUGUGAGGAUUUUUCAGUGGAUGACCUUCUUGACCUCUCCAAUGGCGAAUUCGGAGACGGGUCCGUUGAAGAAGAAGGAGAAGAAAGAGACUCAGUUUCUGUGGAUGAUGAAACUUCCAAUUCAAGCAAUUCGGUCUUGGCUGACUCCGACUCCGGUCUGGCAACCCAGCUCUUAGUUCCGGACGAUGAUUUAGCAGAGCUUGAAUGGGUUUCUCAUUUUGUGGACGAUUCUCUCCCGGACCUCUCUCUAUUACACACAAUUGGUGUCCAAAAACCGGAAGCUCUUCCUGCGAACCGGUCUGAACCGGAACCCAAACCGGCUCAAUUAAGAGCUUCUCUGUUUCCUUUUGAAGUUCCGGUCAAACCUAGAACCAAACGUUGCAGACUCGCCAGCCGGGAUUGGUCCUUGUCCUCUUCAUCUUCACCGUCGUCGCCUUCUUCUUCUUCGGGUUCGGGGUUUUCAUUUUCAACCCCUUGUCUUAUCAUCAACCCGGUUCAAAGCAUGCACGUAUUUGUUGGUGAACCGGCGGCUAAGAAACAAAAGAAAAAACCGGCGGUCCAAACAGGGGAGGGUUCAAUUGGGGGACAGUUUCAGCGGAGGUGUAGUCAUUGCCAAGUUCAGAAGACUCCACAAUGGAGAACUGGUCCGCUUGGUCCUAAAACGUUGUGUAAUGCGUGCGGCGUUCGGUUCAAGUCUGGCCGGCUUUUCCCGGAGUAUAGGCCGGCUUGUAGCCCGACUUUCUCCGGUGAUGUCCACUCGAAUAGUCACCGUAAGGUGUUGGAGAUGAGGAAGAGGAAAGAGAUUGGCGAGCCCGAACCGCGGUUGAACCGGAUGAUUCGGAGUUUUUGACGGGUUAAAGUUAGAGAAUAGUGCACUUGAACCGGAUCGAAUGGGAUGGACCCAAUUGUGUUGUACAUUUUUGUUGGUAGUUGGCAGUAGUAGCAGUGGUGGUAGUACUAGGCUUUUAGGAAGCUUUUAGAAUUUAGCCAUGGUUUUAGGUUUUAGCUCUAUACUUUUUCUUGUAUUAUUAAUUAAUGGUCUCCAUCUUGUUACAUGGCCCCGUAGUAAAAGAAAUUAGGGUUUAAACCUC
Molecule: messenger RNA, 1416 nt
Organism: Pyrus x bretschneideri (Chinese white pear)
Lineage: Eukaryota; Viridiplantae; Streptophyta; Magnoliopsida; Rosales; Rosaceae
Product: GATA transcription factor 5-like
Exons: 2
Coding region: 204-1175 (323 amino acids)
Biological process (GO): positive regulation of DNA-templated transcription
Cellular component (GO): nucleus
Molecular function (GO): zinc ion binding; sequence-specific DNA binding
Source: RefSeq, a predicted model, not a curated record